Molecule: messenger RNA, 1083 nt
Organism: Penicillium nucicola
Lineage: Eukaryota; Fungi; Ascomycota; Eurotiomycetes; Eurotiales; Aspergillaceae
Product: sugar phosphate isomerase/epimerase family protein
Exons: 1
Coding region: 1-1083 (360 amino acids)
Source: RefSeq, a predicted model, not a curated record
AUGUAUUCCCUUCCCAGUCCCCCUGUUUCUGAGAGUGGGCUUCCUUGGAAGUCAGCGAUUGCUACUGUGAGCCUGGGUGCUGCAAAUCUACACCCAAUCACAGCCAAACUCGACGCUGCUGCCCGCAAUGGCCAACAAGGACUCGAACUGUUCCACGAUGAUCUCACACAGCUUGCCAAGACACUCCAGCUGAAUGACAGCUCGCUCCGCUCUUCCCGAAGCUAUGAGAUUGACGCAGCUCGCACCAUCCGCCAUCUAUGUGCGGAGCGCCACUUGCGCAUUUUGGCCCUGCAGCCCUUCCGACACUACGAAGGCCUGAUUGACCCCGUUCGCCAUGUUGAACGGAUUGACGAACUCAGGCACUGGGUCGAAUUGACCAAAAUCCUGGGGGACUCCGUUUUCAUUCUGAUCCCUUCGUCAUUCCUGGAUUCUUCUGAAAUUACUGGGAACAGGGACCGCCUUGCCUCAGACUUGGCCGAGGCUGCAGAUGUAGCAUUCCCCGUGCGUAUCGCAUAUGAAGCACUCGCUUGGGGUACAUACAUCAACACCUGGGAAGAUUCUUGGGACGUGAUCAACCGGGCCGAUCGACCCAAUCUGGGAAUUUGCAUGGAUACUUUCAACAUUGCAGCCCGGAUAUGGGCUGACCCCACCAACCCCGCCGGACGACUGCCUGUAAGCGCCGACCAGACUUUGCAGGACUCGAUGGAUCGACUUGUCCGCGAAAUCGACGUGAGUCGGAUCCUGAUGGUUCAACUGGCUGAUGGCGAGAGGGUCGACCCGCAGACGCCAUUUCUCCACGUCGGCUUGCCCACGCUGCUCGCCUGGUCCCGGAAUGCCCGUUUGUUCCCCUUCGAAGAGGAGCGCGGUGGAUAUCUUCCGAUCCGUGAGGUCACCAAUGCGUGCAUCACACGUCUGGGCUAUACUGGGUGGAUCAGCAUGGAGAUCUUCUCACGGACAACUGGAGAGGAUAACCCCUUGGUCCCAGAUGCGCACGCCAGGCGAGCCAGUCAAUCAUGGCAGCGCCUCGUGCAAUAUUUGAAAAAUCAGAAAGAAAAGACACCCGUGUCAGUCUCAUUGGACUGA